Molecule: messenger RNA, 3276 nt
Organism: Varanus komodoensis (Komodo dragon)
Lineage: Eukaryota; Metazoa; Chordata; Lepidosauria; Squamata; Varanidae
Gene: ARSI
Product: arylsulfatase family member I
Exons: 2
Coding region: 116-1831 (571 amino acids)
Source: RefSeq, a predicted model, not a curated record
CCCGUCCAAGUCGCUUCACCAAGCACGCCCGUGCGGGACGAGAAGAGCUCUCCUUCUGCAGGCAGAAGAUGCUGGCGGGACAAUAGCAGCCCGACAAUAGCGGGCUCGGUCCAGCAUGGCUGUGUACGCCCUUACUGGCUUCUCUCUCGUCAGCCUGCUCAGCUUUGGAUACCUGUCCUGGGACUGGAUGAAGCCGGACUUGGUGUCCGACGUUCCCCCGAUGGGGAAGUCCGUCCAGGCUGCUUCUCUCUCCAGACCUCCGCACAUCGUCUUCAUUCUGACGGACGACCAGGGCUACCACGACGUGGGCUACCACGGCUCAGAUAUCCAGACACCAACGCUGGACAGGCUGGCUGCAGAGGGGGUCAAGCUGGAGAAUUAUUACAUCCAGCCCAUCUGCACCCCCUCCAGGAGUCAGCUGAUCACGGGAAGGUACCAAAUCCACACAGGGCUUCAGCACUCCAUCAUCCGUCCCCGGCAGCCUAACUGUUUGCCCUUGAACCAGGUCACUCUCCCCCAGAAGCUGCAGGAAGCUGGCUAUUCCACCCACAUGGUUGGCAAGUGGCACUUAGGGUUCUAUCGGAAAGAGUGCCUGCCCACCCGCAGGGGCUUCGACACCUUCCUGGGCUCGCUGACGGGGAAUGUGGAUUACUACACCUACGACAACUGCGAUGGGCCAGGGGUAUGUGGCUAUGACCUUCACGAUGGAGAAAAUGUGGCCUGGGAACAAAGUGGCAAAUAUUCCACUUUCCUCUACACUCAGCGGGUCAGCAAAAUCCUCGCUUCCCACAGUCCUAAGGACCCCAUCUUCAUCUAUGUGGCAUUCCAAGCUGUGCACACCCCACUGCAGUCCCCAAAGGAGUACAUCUACCGUUACCGUUCCAUGGGCAACGUUGCACGCCGCAAAUACGCGGCCAUGGUAACAUGCAUGGACGAAGCUGUGAAGAACAUCACCUGGGCACUGAAGAAGUAUGGCUACUAUGACAACAGUGUGAUUGUGUUCUCCACAGACAAUGGCGGGCAGACUUUCUCGGGGGGAAGCAACUGGCCCCUGCGAGGCCGUAAAGGGACCUACUGGGAAGGAGGAGUCCGUGGCAUUGGGUUUGUCCACAGCCCAUUGAUUAAACGCAGGCGGAGGACCAGCAGGGCGCUCAUUCACAUAACGGACUGGUACCCCACUCUGGUGACCUUGGCUGGGGGCAACUUGUCUGAAGCUGAUGGUUUGGAUGGGUACAAUGUGUGGCCAGCCAUCAGCGAAGGCAAAGAGUCUCCACGCAUGGAAAUCCUACAUAACAUCGACCCUCUCUAUAACCAUGCCAAAUACGGCUCUUUAGAGAAGGGCUUUGGCAUAUGGAAUACUGCGGUACAGGCCUCAGUACGGGUUGGGGACUGGAAGCUUCUUACGGGAGACCCUGGUUAUAGUGACUGGAUCCCACCACAGACUCUGACCAACUUCCCAGGGAGCUGGUGGAACCUAGAGCGCCUGACAGACGGGAUGCGCAAAUCCGUCUGGCUCUUCAACAUCACGGCUGACCCGUACGAGCGCUAUGACCUGGCAGAGCAACGGCCAGAUAUAGUCAGAGCUCUCCUCAUCAGGCUUGUCCGCUACAACCAGACUGCCAUUCCAGUCAGAUACCCAGCAGAAAACCCUCGAGCUCAUCCAGACUUCAAUGGUGGUGCCUGGGGACCCUGGGCAACCGAUGAGGAGGAAGUGUGGGAGGGAGGGCAUGGGAAACUGAAAAACAAGAAGCGGAAGAAGAAAUGCAAAAUCUGCAAACUGCGCUCUUUCUUCCGGAAGCUCAACACCAGGCUGAUGUCGAACCGCAUCUGAGGAGAGCAGGGCUCUUGCCAGAACCGCAUCUGAGGAGGGCAGAUGCAACCGUGAAGGAACAUUGUUCAGAAUAUCACAAAGCAGGCAGGGAGUUACACAUAGAAGCAGGAGGACAGUUUCAUUCUCCCAUUUCUGGUGGUGAGAGUGGAGUGGAAUAUCAUUCUGUUGCAAUUCUGGUGGACCUAACUGAGUUUAGCCAAACUACGACACCGUCGUUUCCCCCCUCUCACUUUGAAACCAGCCUAGUGCCUUCCCUCUCCUCCCACUUUGGGCAUUGACCAGACCAGUGCUCAUUUGUGCAGGGAAACAGGGCCUGUUAGUUCCAGUCUCUGAUAGCUUGCCUAGCGAGUUAUGGGGACCGUCCCUUCCUAGAGAUUCCAUAACACAUUUUCAGGAAAGAUCAUGAUUGAUGCACAAUAUGUGCAUUACAAUAAGAUGCAAUACUGUGAAGAUGUUUUAUGCAGGCCUUCGAGAAGCCAGAAUAACAACUUGCCACAAGGGCAAGGUAUCUUCUGCUAAGCAAAGCUGAAACCAAAUUCUUCUUAAAAUGCUAAAGGUUUUUGUCAAUGUCUGCUCAGCAACAGGAGCUGCUUUGGGUUUGCUAUUUCCUCGUGAAAUACUGACCAUGAAUAAUGACCUUAUAUGAUGUAAUGAUUUUGCUCUGGGAAAAAGUAUUAUCUCCCCUCCUUCAGGGCUGCAGCUUUCCCCUCCUGAUCACUGCACUGCAUGUGGGUGGUGAUACAGAAGACCCGAGACCGUUAUUUUUAUCAGCCAUAGAAUCCAGAUCUGGAACAAUGUGAACAUUUUCUCCUAAAUAUACAUACGCCAAACAUCUUGUAAGUGUAGGCAGGAACCGUCAUUAAAGUGCAUGCCAGCAUUGCACAGGUUUAUAUGUGCAGACUAAAAUAUGCAGCCAAACAUGGAUGGUGGAGCAGUGGUUACAUAUUGAACUCUAUGUCUGCUCAUGUACAUAGAGAUGCAUAAACAUUUUCUUUUGUGUCGUCUCCAAGCUGCACAAUUGCUCUCCCACAACGGACCUGAAAGGAAGCUACUGCCCUUAUGGAGCUCCUUUUGGUGUUCUCUUCCCUUGCAGUCCAGCACUGCUGCACAUAAGGUGCCUCUUGUCUGCCCAUGUUUCAGUGCAAGGACCCAAGAGAAUUACUACAAAUCCCUUCCAUGUGUCAUUUUGCAUUAAAAACAGAUCACAGGAAGGAUGCAUAUAUAGAAUUAAGUCAGACCUAGUUAAACAAAGUCCUACUAGUGCUACAUGCUGGCAGCAGUUGCUUGAAGUAUUUCUUCCGACAGAGCAUAAAUUAACUUGUGGCAUUAAUUGCUGCAAAUGUGGUAAUGACUACUAGGUUAGUUUUUAAAUUUUAUUUUUAAGAUUUGAGGUGGAUUACUCUAUUACCAGCUGUUAGUCAUGAUAGCAAAAUAAAACCUUCAUA